AAAACACCAAGUUUUGGAUCACCACAUGCUUCCGAUAAGCUACUGCAAAUGUCACCAGCUGCAAGGCGUCUUGCAACACAUGGACUUGGAAUCCGAUUGAGCUCAGAUAAGGAGUUGAAAGCCAGCUAUACACCCUCACCGUCAAGGACACCUCGUUCGAUGCGUUUCACACACACUCCAGGCUCAUCACGAAUUGUGGUAAAAACUCCAAAAAGAAGUGCCGUGGAAGGUGCAGUUACACCAGCAGCAGCGGAAACGAGCAGCUCCACCUCCAUAACCGAUAAUUUGCUGAGUUUUGGCCAGGCGAAAAUCGCCCAAAAAACUCGUCCAUCAGCUUCUGAUUUCUUUUAA
Gongylonema pulchrum is the source of this 351-nucleotide messenger RNA. Lineage: Eukaryota; Metazoa; Nematoda; Chromadorea; Rhabditida; Gongylonematidae. The record is from the annotation of a GenBank genome assembly.